GAGACAGAGGCAGGCAGAUUUCUGAGUUUGAGGCCAGGCCUGGUCUACAACGUCAGUUUCAGGACAGCCAGAGCUACACAUAGAAACCCUGUCUCGAACCCCCCUCCCCCCGCCAAAAAAAAAAAAAAAGAAAAAAAAGAAAAAGAAAAAGAAAAGAAAAGAAAGAAAAAAAGAAAAGAAAAAGGAAGUGGCUAAAGUUAUUUAAUUUUUAAAAAAUGUGUCUGCUAGAAGACUUUACCCUAUAUACAUGAUGCGCACAUUUCUAGUCUCUCCAGAAUACUUUUCUGGGGUCUAGCACAUACCCCUACUCCAUUUGAUUGCAUGGAAUAACACAAACUAAAAGAUACACUGCCUAAUUGUUGAAAGAGGAGAUGCUGUCUCAGACUUGCGUUAGGAAAAUGGUAACCUUUUUCCUCUAGAACUGGGAGGAUUUGAUUCUAGUCAAGUCAUUGGAAGCAACGUGUUGUGUCUUAGAUAAGCCACGAGGCUGUUUUGGGCGUGAAUUUGUCCUUCAGGUAUUUGGUAUCUGAGGUCUGCACGUUUAUGAUAACUUUCCCCGGAAAGCCCGGUGCAAUGGAACGCGUCUUCGGUUUGACACUAGCCCGAGGGACGGGAGGCGGGAGUCAGCAGUCACAGCCCGGAACCUUAAACUAGGGACCCGGGCCGCGGGCUUCUCCGGCUCACGUCACUAGGGCGCGACGCCUACUCUUCCAGAAGCCCCGGCACAUGAGGUCCCACGGUGAAGUCGAGUUCCGGGACAAUAAGACACAUCACUCUUGAGUCCCCAGGAGGUUUGGAUCUCAGCAUCCCUGUCCUAGGUUGACCACCACAGGGCACAAGGCCCGGAAGCUCCGACAGCCCCUCCAGGAACCUGUAGAACUGAGUAUCAGAGCGGCUGCGCAGGGCACGUGCUCAUCCUCCCCGGAGUGCCGGCGAUUGGCUGUGACGCAACUUCCGGCGUGAGCGGCGAAAGCCGGGAGGGCGAGCGAGAGAGCAAGCAGCCAGCAGGCGGGCGGGCGGGUGGCCGGCCGGCACGGAGGGAGGGGACGAGCAAGCGGUGAGCAAGCCAGCGAGGGUGCCCGGGUCCCGAGGGCAACGGAGAUUCCUCAGGCCCCUCCGGUGCCCUCCCCGGAGCCCAGAGCACCUCCGGCACCCAGCGGAGCGGACACGGCCCGGCCUGGCCAUGGCCUCGUUGCUGAAGGUGGAUCAGGAAGUGAAGCUCAAGGUUGAUUCUUUCAGAGAGCGGAUCACAAGUGAGGCAGAAGACUUGGUGGCAAAUUUUUUCCCAAAGAAGUUACUAGAACUUGAUAGUUUUUUGAAGCCCACUUACAAGAAGCGCAGGUUGGAUGAAUGUGAAGAGGCCUUUCAAGGAACCAAGGUGUUUGUGAUGCCCAAUGGGAUGUUGAAAAGCAACCAGCAGCUUGUGGACAUUAUUGAGAAAGUAAAACCCGAGAUUCGGCUGCUGAUCGAGAAAUGUAACACGGUCAAAAUGUGGGUUCAGCUGUUGAUUCCCAGAAUAGAAGAUGGGAACAACUUCGGGGUAUCAAUUCAGGAGGAAACAGUUGCUGAACUAAGAACUGUGGAGAGUGAAGCCGCAUCUUACCUGGACCAGAUUUCUAGAUAUUAUAUUACAAGAGCCAAAUUGGUUUCUAAAAUAGCUAAAUAUCCCCAUGUGGAGGACUAUCGCCGCACUGUCACAGAGAUUGAUGAGAAAGAAUACAUCAGCCUCCGGCUCAUCAUCUCAGAGCUGAGGAAUCAGUAUGUCACUCUCCAUGACAUGAUCCUGAAAAACAUUGAGAAGAUCAAACGGCCCCGGAGCAGCAAUGCAGAGACACUGUACUGAGGCCAGGGCCAGGGCCAGGGGACUUUGUGAGUCUGGCUCAAGACCGACAUUGCCUUGGUUUGUUACAUGACUAUCGUGAUGGGAAAACUGGCUGGAAAUAGUAAUCACACCUCUCUGUUUUUAGUUAGAGUCUAAUGAAACUCUCAUCUAGUUCUGUGACGUGUUUACCUCUUUUUUCAGGCCUCAGGAACUCUUCUAUCUCCUUCCCCAACACCCCCCACCCAGCCUGUCCUAAUUUCUGGAGAACUCCAGGUUUGUGCAACAUACUGGCACAAGCGUAAUUGUGGGUUUUUGUUUUUUCUUCCCUUCUCUCCCCCUUCCCCUGUUUUAGGUUUUGUAUUUUCUUCCUUUUGAUGAUUAGUUGGUUAAAAGCUGGAGGAACUAUAGGGAAAGUGUUAGGUGUCUUUUAGGAACAGGGGGAGUGGAGGUGGAAGGGACAUCUCUUGUCACAAGGCUAGUGUCUCGUUUCUGUGGGACUUUGGGUCCUCCUUGCCUGCCCAGGUGAUGCCUUAGGGCUUCCCACCUACAUCCAUCCCGCUCUGAGCCUGACUGUGGCGAGGGGUCCCCUAGACCUUCACCUGCAUCCCUGCAGCUUCUUUGGAUGUUUUUAUAACUGGGGUUUUCACAUACACAUGUGUACACAUGUAAACACGCAUAGGGACAUGCAUACAUGCUUCCUGCUCCAUUAUAGAACAUACCUUCCUUCCUGCACCACCACUCCCUCAAGCCCUUCACAUACAAACAUCUCAGCAGGUGAUAGUUGUCUUAGUCAUCCACCCAGGCAAAAGUCCCAGGCCCACCCUCUUCUGAUAAUGUAGCAGUUGGUGCCAGGGUAAGCUGAAGGAGAACCGAGAGCCGAGCAGCAGAGGGCUCAUGAAGGCCUUCCCUCUGUGGCUCAGGUUCUUUUUGGUGUUAUGCAAAAGCUGGUCCUCUGGCCCGCACUUGUCUUCUCCUAGGCCAGCAUGUGCGCUGGCUGGGGAGCGGCCGGCUGUGAGGUGCAGAGGCUGCUGCUCCUCGCUGUGCUUUCCCUUUGGGAAAUGUUUCUCGUAUUUAUAGUAUUGUGCUUCCAGGGAAAGCAGUAAUUCAUGUGUAUACGUGUGUGUGUGUGCACAUACACACGUGCACAUGUGUGUGUGUGUUCGUGUGUGUGUGUUAAUAUGCUGCGAAGGUCAAACCCAUAGAAGAGUUGCCUCCUCUCUUGAAUCUUCCAGAGGUACCACUUGUUAAAGCGUUUGUAUUAAUCGCACUAGCCCCCAGCUUUUUAAGUGAGAGUUGGUCUCUGCAAUUAGCCUGCCAGUGACUGACUCUCAGUGUCUAUUUGACUUUUAUUCCUCUCCGUCUUCCAAUCCCAAAUCAUAUUUCCACCUGGGAUGCAUCACUUUCACUCCCAGCAUUCUGUAGGAAAGGAGGCGGGAUGCGGGAUGCUCUCUUCCCAAGAAUAGUGCUCAGUAACAAACCAAUCGCAUUUUCGUUGGGCAGUGCACCUAUCCACCCUCAGAUCCCUUCCAGCUGAGCCCCUCCCCUCCCCCCACCAUGUGUUUCUUGGUUUUCCUUUUGUUUGAUUGUCCCUCUGCCCCUCCUUCCUUGGAUUGUAAUGUAAAAUUCUUUUACCAUGUCAAGAAAUUAUUAAAAAUACAGGUACUUUGACCUCUUUCUAAAGCUGCA
Mus musculus (house mouse) is the source of this 3508-nucleotide messenger RNA. RefSeq names its product proteaseome (prosome, macropain) activator subunit 3 (PA28 gamma, Ki) (gene Psme3). Gene Ontology annotation, cellular component: proteasome complex; proteasome activator complex; cytoplasm. The transcript is spliced from 10 exons. NCBI's taxonomy places the organism in Eukaryota, Metazoa, Chordata, Mammalia, Rodentia, Muridae. Gene Ontology annotation, molecular function: MDM2/MDM4 family protein binding; endopeptidase activator activity; p53 binding. The record is from RefSeq and is a predicted model, not a curated record. Gene Ontology annotation, biological process: negative regulation of extrinsic apoptotic signaling pathway; regulation of proteasomal protein catabolic process. Bases 1184 to 1843 code for a protein of 219 amino acids.